Lagenorhynchus albirostris (white-beaked dolphin) is the source of this 1618-nucleotide messenger RNA. RefSeq names its product transcription elongation factor A like 3 (gene TCEAL3). NCBI's taxonomy places the organism in Eukaryota, Metazoa, Chordata, Mammalia, Artiodactyla, Delphinidae. The record is from RefSeq and is a predicted model, not a curated record.
GUCAAAAGGCAACUAACAAACUGGAAGUAAAUAUUUGCAACUUAUAUAACAGAUAAAGGCCUAAUAUAGUUAAUGUGUAAAGAACACUUGAAAAGUGUGAAGGACCAACAACCCAAUAGAAAAAUGUGGAAAAGACAUGAACAGACAAUUCACAAUGAUAUUUAAACUGUUGUUAAACAGGAAUGCCAUCGAUAUAAUACUUCUCACCUAUCAUAUUAGUGAAAAGUAGAAAGUAUGUCACACGCUAUGUUGAAAAGUGUGUGGGGAAAUAAGCACUCUCCUAUAUUGCUGGUGGGAAAGCAAAAUGGGUCUGAGACUCAAGGGAGGGAAUAACCUGGAUAUGUAGAUUAGGAAAUCAUCUGUGUUUAGAGGGAAAUGAACAGAGAUCAGCCAGGGAGCGAGGACACAUGGACUGAGGAGAGCAGAGGCUCUGGACAUAGCUGCUACUCAAGGAGGCAGCGCAGCUACUGGCGGGCACCACCACCAGGGCUCUGGAGUCAGACGGAGCUGGUCUUGAAAACGGGUUGUGAGGCUCCGUGUGGAGCGCUCCUGGAGAAGUCGGGUACCCUCCCUGUGAUCAGCUGUCACAACUGGGGAUAAAGGGCAUCUCAGAGGGAUGCUGAGCGAGGACCUGAGAGGCACCAGGAAAACGAGGGGACAUCUCAACAUGGAAAAACUCUGCAAUGAAAAUGAAGGAAAGCUGGAAAGCGAAGGAAAGCCAGAAAAUGAAGUAAAGCCUGAAAAUCAAGGAAAGUCAGAUGAGGAAGAAAAGCCAGAAGUGGAGGGGAAGUCAGAACACGAGGGAGAGCUCCAGAAUGAGGGACGGCCAGAAGACCAGGGACAACCAGAAGAUGAGAGGAAGAGAGAAAAGCAGGACAAGUCCGAAGCUGAGGGAAAACCACACGGUGAGGGCAAGCUGGAAUCCCAGGCAAAGCCAGAGAGUCAGCCGCGGGCUGCCGAAAAGUGCACCUCUGAAGACUAUGUGCCCCGGAAAGCAAAAAGAAAAACGGACAGGGGGACGGACGAUUCCCCCAAGGACUAUCAGAACAACUUACAGGAAAGGCAUCUGGGCAGUGAGGAGAUGAUGACAGAAUGUGCAGAUAUGUCAAGGGCUCAGGAAGAGCUAAGGAAAAGACAGAAAAUGGGUGACUUUCAUUGGAUGCAAAGAGAUGUACAGGAUCCAUUCACCCAAGGGGCCAACGGGGUGUCAGGGGAAUGAGGGGCGGAGGUAGGGGCCAGAGGCGCUUACAUGAUAUCCCAUAUCUUUAAUGCCUUUGGCCUUCAAUUCUGACUCCUCUGAUGAGAAUAUCGCUGACCCUGCUUUCCCUGGCAGGCAUUUGCCAGGCUAUGUGCUUUAACCUUAAGCUGAUUCUUUGCUUUAGGUGUCACUCUCAUUACCAGCAGCCUUUUGAUCCAACUACAGUGCUCUCUGUGUUUCAGUAGGGGAUUUUCACCCACAUGCAUGGAGGAGAUGUUCAUGGUAUACUGUAAAACAACAAUAAAGAAAAAACAGUUUUCAGAACCGAAUAUAUAGUAUCAGCCCAAUUUUGUAAAAAUAUAAACAUUUGCACAAUACAUUUGUGCACAGAGAAAACUCUGAAAAUGUUUGCACUAAAAA